CAUGCGGACACUCACACACUAACAAAACAAAAACAAAAUUUGCAAAUCUCCCCCUCUCUCUCUCCCUCCCUAUCUAUUUCUCUCUGAAAAAUUCUAGAGAGAGAAACAAAAUCCGCUGCUCCGGCCGCUGGGCUCGCUUUUAUACACACAGUUUCAAUUCUCAUAUACACACAGAUAUACAUAUACAUACAUAUAUAUAUAGAGAGAGAGGGUAUCUGACAAUGUCAUCAUCUCCGGGGGCGUCUCCGGCUCCGACAUCACCACCAGCCACCAACACUACUUCACCAACACCACCUGCCGCCGCAACGCCUCCGCCGACGACUAUCUCGCCACCACCAUCUAGUCCACCUCCACCCGCAACAUCUCCGCCGCCGGCUUCUUCUUCUCCUCCACCACCAACUCCUGUUGCUCCGGUCCCUGUUUCGCCGCCUCCGCCGUCUACUACUCCACCUCCAUCAACCACUCCCACACCUCCUAACUCCUCUCCUCCUCCGCCGCCAACUUCUUCUUCUUCAUCUCCUCCUCCGCCGUCAGGUUCCUCGCCGCCCCCUCCGGCCACGAAGUCUCCGCCACCACCUCCGGGGACCUCAAAGUCAUCGCCGCCUCCGCCUCCGCCUCCGCCGUCUUCUACAACUCCAUCGCCGCCGCCAAGCUCGUCGAGUAUAUCAACAGGGCUUGUUGUUGGGAUUGCGAUUGGUGGUGUAGUGAUUCUUGUUAUUUUGAGCAUUUUGUUCAUAUGUUGCAAGAAGAAGAAGAGAAGAGACCAUGAUUACUAUGUUCCACCACCACACGGGCCUAAAGAUGACCCGUAUAGUCAACCGCCGCAGCAUUGGCAACACAAUGCUCCCCCACCUGGGGAUCAUUUGGUCACCAUGCCACCAAAACCCUCUCCUCCACCUGCAGUUGCGUCGUGGCCACCUAACUCACCAAAGCAUCCUACACCCCCACCUCCACCCCCAUUAAUGAGCAGUAGUGGUGGUUCUGGGUCCAAUUAUUCAGGCGGUGAAAACUCAUUGCCACCACUUUCCCCUGGCAUGUCUCUAGGUUUUGCAAAGAGCACAUUCUCAUACAAUGAAUUGGCAAUGGCAACAGAUGGAUUUUCAGACGCCAAUCUCCUUGGACAAGGUGGUUUUGGGUAUGUGCACAAGGGAGUCCUUCCAAAUGGAAAAGAAGUCGCCAUUAAGCAGCUGAAAGCUGGAAGUGGUCAGGGGGAGCGUGAAUUUCAAGCUGAGGUUGAGAUCAUUAGCAGAGUGCAUCACAAACAUCUUGUUUCAUUAGUUGGAUACUGUAUCACUGGGUCCCAAAGAAUGCUAGUUUACGAAUUUGUUCCAAACAACACCAUGGAGUUUCACUUACAUGGAAAGGGCAGACCUACCAUGGAUUGGUCCACAAGAUUAAGAAUUGCUCUAGGGUCUGCCAAAGGACUGGCCUAUCUGCACGAGGACUGCCAUCCUAAGAUUAUACAUCGUGACAUUAAGGCAGCUAACAUACUUCUGGAUUUUAACUUUGAGGCAAUGGUUGCGGAUUUUGGACUUGCAAAGCUUUCUUCUGAUGUCAACACUCACAUAUCCACCAGGGUGAUGGGAACUUUUGGGUACCUGGCUCCGGAAUAUGCUUCUUCUGGGAAACUUACAGACAAGUCUGAUGUUUUCUCAUUCGGAGUCAUGCUUCUAGAGUUAAUUACUGGACGCCGACCUGUGGACUCAUCUCAAUCUUACACAGAUGAUAGCUUGGUAGACUGGGCACGGCCCUUGCUCACACGAGCUUUGGAAGAUGGAAACUUUGAUACCCUUGUUGAUCCACGGUUGCAAAGGGAUUACAAACCCAACGAGAUGGCUCGUAUGGUUGCUUGUGCUGCUGCUUGUGUGCGUCAUUCAGCACGGCGUCGACCACGAAUGAGCCAAGUGGUGCGGGCCUUAGAAGGAGACGUAUCUUUGUCUGAUCUUAACGAAGGAAUCAAACCCGGACACAGCACAGUCUACAGUUCUCAUGGCAGCUCAGACUAUGACACUAGCCAAUACAAUGAGGACUUGAAAAAAUUUAGGAAGAUGGCUCUGGGAACCCAAGAGUAUGGAAGCAGUGAGUACAGUGCACCAACUAGCGAAUAUGGAUUGUAUCCAUCUGGUUCGAGCAGCGAAGGCCAACAAACCACUCGAGAAAUGGAGAUGGGAAAGAUGAAGAAAGACAGCCGAGGGUUCAGUGGAGGAAGCUCAUGACAACUUAUGCCCUGUCUGUUUACCUGUAAUAACACCCAUCCCUUAAUUCUCUUAUACAGUCACUUGUUUGUUGAUUUAAUGGCAAAGAUGGCAUGUCUGGUAUGAGCUAACAUACACAAAUUUAUUUAUUUUUAUUUUUUUUGACCCCCAGAAAGGAUGUGGUUUCUUCUUGUAUUUAAUAGGCUUAUACAUGAAAAUAAUUGAGAUAAUUAAUUAUUUAUUUUUAUUUGAUGCUUGAAA
Molecule: messenger RNA, 2456 nt
Organism: Camellia sinensis
Lineage: Eukaryota; Viridiplantae; Streptophyta; Magnoliopsida; Ericales; Theaceae
Source: RefSeq, a predicted model, not a curated record